GCGGCGGGCGGGCAGAGCGCGGAGCGGAGCGCGGAGCGGAGCGGCGCAGGGAGCGCGGAGCGCGCAUCGCACAGCCCGCUCCCGGCCCCGCCGCAGCCCCCCGCCCGGCCAGAUGAUGAACUUUCUGCGGCGCAGGCUCUCGGACAGCAGCUUCAUCGCCAACCUGCCCAAUGGCUACAUGACCGACCUGCAGCGGCCGGAGCCGCAGCAGCCGCCGCCGCCGCCGCCUUCCGCGGGCUCGGCGGGCCCCGCCUCGGGCUCCCCGGCCGCCGAGCGCCGGCAGCCGCCGCAGCCCGCGCCCCCUCCGCAGCAGCCGCCGCCGCAGCAGUCCGCGGGCAGCAGCUUCUUCAGCUCGCUCUCCAACGCCGUCAAGCAGACGGCGGCCUCGGCGGGGCUGGUGGACGCGUCCGCCGCCGUCUCCGCGGCUGUCGGCAGAAAGUUCAAGCUGCUGCUGGUCAUCGACGAGCCGCACACGGACUGGGCCAAGGCUUUUCGUGGCAAAAAGAUCCAUGGGGAGUAUGACAUAAAGGUGGAACAGGCAGAAUUUUCAGAAAUCAACUUGAUAGCCCAUGCUGAUGGCAAUUAUGCAGUUGAUAUCCAAAUAAUUCGAAAUGGCACCAAAGUUGUCAGGACAUUCCGGCCUGACUUCGUGCUGGUGCGGCAGCACUCCUACAGCAUGGCGGAGAACGAGGAUUUCCGCAACCUGAUCAUCGGCAUGCAGUACGCCGGCGUGCCCAGCGUCAACUCGCUCGAGUCCAUCUACAACUUCUGUGACAAGCCCUGGGUGUUUGCCCAGCUGGUGUCUGUCUACAAAACUCUGGGCCCAGAGAAGUUCCCUCUGAUCGAGCAGACGUUCUACCCAAACCACAAGGAGAUGCUGACAAUGCCAACCUUUCCUGUUGUGGUGAAGAUUGGACACGCUCACUCAGGCAUGGGAAAGAUCAAGGUAGACAACCACUACGAUUUUCAGGACAUAGCCAGCGUGGUAGCACUCACUCAGACCUACGCCACCACUGAGCCCUUCAUAGACUCCAAAUAUGACAUCAGGAUCCAAAAGAUAGGCACUAACUACAAGGCAUACAUGAGAACUUCCAUAUCUGGGAACUGGAAGACAAACACGGGUUCUGCCAUGCUGGAACAAAUUGCAAUGUCAGAUAAGUACAAGCUUUGGGUUGACACCUGUUCUGAAAUAUUUGGUGGUUUGGACAUCUGUGCUGUUAAAGCUGUACAUGGGAAGGAUGGAAAAGAUUAUAUUUUUGAGGUGAUGGACUGUGCCAUGCCCCUGAUUGGGGAGCACCAGGCUGAAGACAGGCAGCACAUCACCGAGUUAGUCGUAAGCAAAAUGAACCAAAUGUUGUCCAAAACUCCUAUUCCAUCUCCUCAGAGACCCACUGCCACUCAGCAGCCUCAGAGUGGAUCACUAAAGGAGCCAGAGCCAAACAAAAUCCCACCUCAGCGACCACCACCUCAAGGGGGCCCAGUGCAACCCCAAGGAAUGCAAUCCCAAAGCCAGGAGGCAUUGCAGCCCCAGCGCGUGUUCCCCGCGGGGCAGGCAGCGAAGCCCGCAGCCUCGCAGCCCCAGCGCCCGCCCGGACCCACCACCCAGCAGCCACGGCCCCAGGCCCAAGGUCCUCCCAGCUCCAGGUUAUCAAAGGAAGCAGAGCCACAGCCACAGCCCCAGCCAGAGCCACAGCCUGCGCCCCAGCAGAAGCCUCAGUCGCAUCCGCAGCUUAACAAGUCGCAGUCCCUGACCAACGCCUUCAGCUUCACAGAGUCCUCCUUCUUCAGGUCGUCCGUGAACGAGGACGAGGCCAAGGCUGAGACCAUCAGGAACCUGAGGAAAUCCUUUGCCAGCCUGUUUUCUGACUAGCCAGCUUCGUGUCCACCUGCUAGAGUCUGACACCGCCCUGAAUGUCCCAUAGGUUUUGUUCUCCCCGUGCCAGCUCCCUUCUCUACUGUGCUCACUGUUGUACCAAGCAAUAUGUUAAACCUACAGAAACACUAACGAACAGCAGGAGGACUUUUGGUGGGGGAGAUCCCAUCCAGGAACACCUGAAAACGUCUGGAAAAGAAGGAAGGGUUCCAUUGCUCCCACAGAAUGUCUGAUUCUGAGGUCCUUAUCCAUUGUAAUUUUGUGGCCUUACUGUGACUGAAGUAUCUAACCCUAUUUGAGAGCCCUUUGUAGAAUUGUGUUGAUAAAGCACUGAGGGCUGGGUGCCUCCUGGCUGUGCCCAUUUCCAGUGCAUUGCAAUGCAUGUGCAGUUCGUGUGUAAGUGUUUUGUACUGCAGAAUAUAGUCUUGACUUGUUCUUGCCUCCCAGGUUCAGGAGGCCAUUCACACCGACACUCUUGUCAAGCCACGUAAAUAAUGUGAGAAAUUGAAGCAGUUUCUUCCUCCUUAGCCAACCCUUCCAUCAGCUGGUUGUGGACUUCUGAUGUAUUGCUGGGAGUUAUCAGUACACUAAAUGUCAUAAAUAGAGUGUAUAUGUACUACUGUAUCUCCAUAUGUCUAUUUAAAGAAUUUAUUUCCAAACUGUAACCAUAACUGGGUUUAGUUGCAAAGGAUAUGCAUGAUGUUACCCUUAUUUUUGUGAACACCUCCUAAUAAAUGUAAAGUCCCAUGCCUGAUUUAAAAAAAAUGUCUUCUACAAAGCUUGUUUCAACAUCAAUAUAUAUUGUCUAUUUUGACUGAUAUCAAGAGAGUAGCUUUAUGAUUGUAAAAUAUUUGGACACAAACUACAGAUGUAAGAAAAUAAACUAUCACGAUGAA
Messenger RNA from Oenanthe melanoleuca, 2769 nucleotides. It is a transcript of the gene SYN2, whose product is annotated as synapsin II. The record is from RefSeq and is a predicted model, not a curated record. Gene Ontology annotation, cellular component: synaptic vesicle membrane; synaptic vesicle. Gene Ontology annotation, biological process: neurotransmitter secretion. Lineage: Eukaryota; Metazoa; Chordata; Aves; Passeriformes; Muscicapidae. The coding region runs from base 113 to 1870 and encodes 585 amino acids. Gene Ontology annotation, molecular function: ATP binding. The transcript is spliced from 13 exons.